AUGCAUCCCUCAAGAGCUGGUCACUUGAUCAACUUACAGGACUUGAACCUUAACUACAACAAGCAUAUAGGUUCCAUCCCAAAUAGCUUAGGGAAUUUGACAAAACUCGUUAUUUUGCAGCUUGGCCAGAAUAAACUUUCGGGGAAAAUUCCACAAGAACUAGGUAGGUUGUCGAACUUAGAGCUCAUGGAGCUUGGCAGUAACACACUAACAAACUUCAUCCCAAAUAUGCUAGGAAAUUUGACAAACCUCACUACCUUACAUCUUUCCUACAACCAACUUUGUGGACGUAUCCCUCGAGAACUUGGUCAUUUGGUCAACCUAAUGUACUUGAGACUUAGCUACAAUAAGCUAAUAGGUUCCAUACCAAAUAUCUUAGGAAAUUUGACAAAACUCACUAGCUUGUACAUUGGCCAAAACCAACUUUCUGGGCAAAUUCCACAAGAACUAGGUUGGUUGUUGAACUUACAAGUCUUGGCGCUUGGUCAAAACACACUCUCUGGUUCAAUUCCAAAUAGUAUAGGGAAUUUGAGUCUACCUUUAUUGGAUCUCUCUUUUAACAGCCUCUCUGGUACCUUGCCAUCUGGACUUUGUGCGGGGGGUCAGCUAGAACAUUUCACUGCUGCAAACAACAACUUGGUUGGACCCUUGCCAUCAAGCUUGCUAAGUUGUAAAAGCCUAGUCUGGUUUCGACUUGAAAGAAAUAACCUCAAAGGAGAUAUCACCAAGAUGGGAACUUAUCCAAAUCUUGUUUAUGUUGAUAUCAGUUCAAAUAAACUAUUUGGAAAAUUAUCUCAUCUUUGGGGCGAGUGCUACAAACUUACUAUGCUACGUGCAUCAAACAACAACAUAACUGGAGUAAUACCAUCAAGCAUAGGGAAAUUGUCCCAGUUGGGGAUACUUGACAUUUCAUCAAACAAGCUUGAAGGUCAGAUUCCACCAGAGAUUGGCAAUGUAACAAUGUUGUUCAAGCUGAGCUUUUCCAAUAACUUGCUCGCGGGAAAUAUGCCACAAGAAAUUGGAUUACUAAACAACAUGGAGUAUCUAGAUUUGUCAUCAAACAACCUAAUUGGGCAGAUACCAGGAUCAAUUGGGCGUUGCCUAAAGAUAGACUUCCUAAAACUGAGUCAUAACCAACUCAAUGGUACCAUUCCUAUCGAACUAGGGGCGUUGGUAAACCUACAAUAUAUGGUGGAUCUAAGUGACAAUUCAAUUGAUGGUACUAUUCCAAGUCUAUUAGGUGGUCUUGGUAUGCUUGAUGUCUUGAAUCUUUCUCACAAUGCACUGAACGGUGGCAUUCCACCAUCAUUUCAGAGCAUGAGCAGCCUCCGAUCCAUGGAUGUCUCGUACAACAAAUUAGAAGGGCCAGUGCCACAUACUAGACUUUUUGAAGAAGCUCCAGUCAUAUGGUUCUGGCAUAAUAAGAAAUUAUGUGGUGUCGUGAAAGGUUUGCCCCCUUGUGAUCUUCCUCCAAGUAGUAAACAAGGAAAAAAUUCUAGAGCUAUUUUACUGGCUAUUGUACCCACCAUUAUAUCAUUUGUGUUUCUCACUACACUAGUAGCCUGGCAAUGCAAAAAGAAGAAACCCCAAGCAGAAACUGCAAAUAGAGUACAACAAACCAAUGUGUUUGCCAUCUGGAACUUUGAUGGGGGAGAUGUGUACAAGAAAAUUGUUGAUGCCACAGACAAUUUCAGUGAAGCUUAUUGCGUUGGAUCUGGAGGGAAUGGGUCCGUGUAUAGGGCUCAGUUACCAACAGGUGAAUUAUUUACAGUGAAGAAGAUCCAUAUGGUGGAAGACGACGAGCAAUUUAACCGUGAAAUACAUGCGUUGAUGCAUAUUCGACAUCGGAGCAUUUCAAAGUUAUUUGGUUACUGCUCUGCACCACAGGGAAGAUUCCUUGUGUAUGAAUACAUGAAUAGAGGGAGCUUGGCAGCAUCUUUGCAGGGCAGGGAAACUGCAGUUCAAUUAGGUUGGAUGAAAAGGUUAAACAUUAUUUGGGAUGUUGCUCAUGCUUUGUCUUACAUGCAUCACGACUGCUUCGCGCCGAUAGUCCAUAGAGAUAUAACAAGCACCAAUGUUUUGCUUGAUCUCGAAUUUAAGGCAUGCAUAUCGGAUUUUGGUCUAGCAAAGAUACUAGACGAGGAUGCAUCAAACUGCACGAGCCUCGCCGGCACAAAAGGAUAUCUUGCCCCAGAACUUGCAUACACAACUAGAGUGACUGAGAAGUGCGAUGUUUAUAGCUUCGGAGUGCUGGUUCUAGAGUUGUUCAUGGGACAUCAUCCAGGUGAUCUGCUUUCGUCCAUGGACAACAACCAAAGUACACCACUUGUGAAAUUCCUGGACACCCGACUCCCACUUCCUGAAGCUAAAAUCGCCAGCGAAAUAUUCAAAGUAAUUGCGGUCGCGGUUCGGUGCAUAGAACCUGAUCCAGCACACCGUCCGACUAUGAAGCAAGUGAUCAAGGCAUUCUCAACAGCUGACCAAUCACCUGCUAAUAAUGUUGAUUAUUUCCAGACGGCCAUUGUCAUCCCCGCCUGCUGGUCCUGA
Messenger RNA from Triticum turgidum subsp. durum (durum wheat), 2547 nucleotides. Lineage: Eukaryota; Viridiplantae; Streptophyta; Magnoliopsida; Poales; Poaceae. The record is from the annotation of a GenBank genome assembly.